AUCCCUACUUAAGAGUGCCGUGCUGCUGAGGCAACGUUAAAACGCUGCGCUCACUGGUGCCCGGAUUGUGGCGUGAGCGCUGAAACAAUCCAGCAAGCACGGUGAUUCCGGGCCACCAAAAAUGAGUAAACGUCGUGUGUAACGGGAAAAUAUAGUGGACAAAAGGUCGACCCUGAUUAGAAAACGGAGAUAGGUCGAGUGCCAGCUCCCGAGACAAGUGCAGGAUGUUGCAAGUUCUGGCUUGCGGUGUCGUAGUUUUUCCCGGUCUCUUCUUCGCCUUUCGGAGAAUACUCCCGUCCAUUUUCAAACAGUGGACCGAUGCAGACGUGGUUCUUGUCAGUGAGAGGCUGGUGUCCUCUAUCCAUGCCGUCAUGGCCACCACGGUUGGGUGUAUCGUGGUGGCAUCGUGUCGGGGCAAUGUCGUUAGUGACAGACACUGGCUGGCCCCCUACUUUGUCAUCUGGUACGGUGUGCCCUACAUGGCGUACGACCUCUAUGCCAUGUAUCUCAGCCACUACUACCGCUUCCAGGUCAAAGGGCACGAGGACUACAAGAGGCAUUCGCUGAGCACAGUUAACUCGUUUGUGCGCAAGGAGUUUCUGCUGGUGCUCCACCAUAUCGCCCUGCUCACUGUUCUGCUACCUGUCACUCUGUUCUUCAGGAAGGACCAGGGUGACUUCUUUGUCGGCUGCUUGUUCCUCACAGAGCUCAGCACACCCUUCGUCUCUAUGGGAAAAAUACUCAUUCAGCUGAGUCUCCAGGACUGCCGGCUGCACAAGGCCAACGGCGGCAUGGUGCUGCUCACCUUCUUCGCGUGCCGCAUCGCCCUCUUCCCGUACAUGUACUGGAUGUACGGCCGCCACUACGGCAUCCCCCUCUACGGCGUGCCCUUCCACCUGUCGCUGGCCGCCAACCUGGGCAACUCCUGCAUCCUGGCGCCGCAGGUGUACUGGUUCGUGCUGCUCUGCCGCAAGGGCUUCCGCCUGUACCAGCGCAGCCGCUGCAGGGGCGACGCGCCCGCCCCCGCCCGGGCCGCCGCCACCGCCGCCGCCGUCACGGACAACACCAAAGGCGAGUGACGCGGGCGUGCGAUGGGGGGGGGGGAGGCGGCCUUCCGCUGAUGACGCCGCUGCCACCUCGAACCGCCCCGCCCACCCGACCCUUCCCCUCGAACCUUCCCCUCCCCCUACCGCCCCCUCCUCAACCACCACCACCACCACCACCGCCGCCACCCGCCCGCCACCGUCGCUGCUACUCCUACCGGGCGCACGUGUCAAGAAGCUAACGCUACCCCCCAGUCACCUCCUUCACCGGUCCACCUCCUUUCCCGCCGGCCAUCUGGUGUUGUCUUUCUCGCUGCCGACGGCCGUGGUUUGGUUCCAGGGACGUUAGGACGGCGCACUCGCAUCCGUAACCCUCCCCCCUCCCUCCCUCGGCCCCCCUCCUGAAAACACACAUUACCCCCCCCACCCCCCACAGCGCCUCACUCUGCCGCCUGCCGCCCGGGGCAGAGUGCUCCUCCAUCCAUCCCGACGCACGGGGUGAACUCAGCUUCGGCCUCUGGGGUUUGUUUCUUUACUUUGUUUUGGGGUUGGUUUUCUUCGUUUGUUCCCCCCCCCCCCCCCCCCCUCACUGGACGUAAUCUGGUUUCCAGUGCUCCCCGUCUCCCUCCACUGCGCUGGACUAUGGGUCAGAGGUCACCUCAACCCUAACCGCUUCCGGCAGGACUAAAACACUGGGCGAGUGAGGAUGACGAGGGCUUCGGCCUCUUCGUCGACGAUAUCUGUUCUGUACCUCGAAACUCAUCGAUUAUCAUCUCCUGUUGCCGGGAAGAAAGACUGUAUCUCUUUCUCCUCUCUCUCUCUACCUAUCUCUAUCUCUUUAUCUCUCCACCAUUCUGUGUGCGCAGACUCCGGUCCUUUACGAAGAUCCGCCGCGGUGCGGACGCCCCUCAAACCGGUUUAUUCACCUCCCUUAUGCUUGGGUUUAUCGGGACUUAUGAAGUGUAAAAUAUGCGACGAUUCCACAUUGACCGCCCCGCCCGCCUCCCCCCUCCCCUCUAACGCCUCUCCAAAGCAGCUCUGUUCCCCUGGUUUAUCAAGGAAAACACUGGUAGUGAAGACGACAGCCGUGUCGGUGCCAGCGUCGCAGCAGUCGGGUUUCAAGUUCCACACACAACAGAAAACCUGACCACCUCCAGAGGAGUGGAGUGGUCACCUGAGCCACCUGUGAGAGAGAUGACGCCCGGCCGCGUGUGGUUAAUCCCGUUAUUUAUCCGUUUGAUUGUCUUUUAGCCUUUUCCACCUCCUCCUCGCUCCCCAACGCGCUCCCCUUAUCAGAUAUCGUCAUAGCAACAACGAGCUAACACCCGUUUGGUCUUUGUUUUUCCGUUUUAUCUGUAACAUUGAUCCAACGCAAAGGCCACUACAGACCACAUGCGCUGCAGUAACCCCAGAGAAGCAGUCUAGCCCCCCCGCCGUAGGGGAACCCAGGCGGGGUUUGGGGGGGGAGUCAGCUUGACCGGGUCAGACCUCCCUGUCGGACCACCCCACCCGGUGGGAUGGGCUUACGGGGGGGUUGCGCAGCGUGGGCGACCGGGAGGGGGUCGGAGGGAGGACUGCGUACAUGUCCUGCUGUGGGUGUCCCUUUAAGGUCACAUAGUAAAGUGCCUGGUCUUACUCAGGGCAACAGACAAGAGCAAUAAUGCUGAUCACCAGUGGCAAUCACACUCAUUACUAACGCACACGGAGAGGACUAGCCCGGGGAGAGCGUUACGACGCAGCGGCACACAAAGGCAGGGUUGACGUGAAGCGAUUUUAUCUAUUUUUGGUUUGAUUUUGGUUUUUAUUUGAACCCACAGAUGUCCCAUGGCUUUUUUUUUUUAUUUCAUUACGCGGACUGAGUGGCGAGUUGAUCUGGUUGAUGUGGAUUAGCUUAAGUGGUCGCGGGGUCCCGGCAUAUCGCACUGUACAUACCUGAUCACGACAAUUUUUUAGAAACACUACGGAUCUAUAUAUACAUGUUCUAAAUCUUUAUAUGUAUUAUUCUUAUUAUUAUUAUUAAAGAUGGCAAAAAAAAAAGCUCAAUUCCAUGAGCUCUCAACACAAGACCGCUUAAGUAACAUAGCUGCAACACAUCUUAAUCCCGUAUGACUACUAGGAGAGCAGCUUUUGGGGACAAUGUCUUUUUAUCACACACUGAACAUUUUAUUAACCAUGAAUUCAUGUUGUUUUAGGAUCCAUGUGAAUUAAUCUGUUACGUUAACUUUUGUUUUAAUUUAGUUGAAUGGAUGGAACACUGGAACCGUAGGGCGGCUCUCUGAAACCCUCAGAGUCGGUACGCGGACUCUCGAGGAGUCUUUGCUCCCUUCUCGUCCAGGCCCAGCACACGUUAUCUAUGCAAGGAGGUCCUAGCCAUGCCUUUUUACACUGCUUCAAUGUCCGAUGACAUAAAGAAAGGUUAGGGUUAUGGGUUAUUUAUGUCUUUCAUGUAGGGGCUACUUUGUCUGGACAUUUUUAUUAUUUGUUACAUUACCCGGGUAUUCUUUCGCACUUUUGCUGGUAGAUUGUGGAGUAUCUGCGUGGACUCUCCACUCCCUGUUGCGUGAGGCAGAGCGGUUGCUUUCCGUCUACUUAUCCGUACACAUGAAUAUCGAUCAUGUGACUAGAAUAUAUUAUUAUUUAGCAUUAAGUGCUCUCUGUGCGUGGAAAGUCGGCAGUACUUGGCAACGGGGGGUCAGAUGAGCAGACAGUCCGCUGGGCCAGGGAGGGCUGGUGCACCCCGUAACAUGAAUCUAUCCACUGUUAUGGCGCCUUUUAGGACGAGGGCGGGAGGAGGGGGGGGGGCAUGACAUUAACGUGUCAAAGCUAUACAUCGAUAUUGGUAAGCAGCCGAUAUCCAGCAUUCAUAUCACCUCGUCUGUAUUAUUAUUAUGAUUUUUAUUAUGAUCAUUAAUCUUAUUAUUAUAUUCUCCACAUAUCAGUCCACACUGCUUUAGUGUUUCUUUGGCUGGAUGUGAUUCUCUGCAGAUUUUCUUUCUCAAGCUAACGAGGACCCGUGUGGGCAAAGUGCACGUGGCGAAGGCAGCCAGUGGCCCGCCGCGCUCGUCUCUUGAGACCAAGCGAGACGGCUGGCUGCUAACACACCGGCCGCGGCAGGGUGGUCAGAGAAGUGGGCAGGAAGCAGCAGGUGGAUGUGACAGGGGUCUUUGUUGUUUUGUGUGGGGGGAGGGGGGGGGGGUGAUGGUGGUGGUGGUGGUGGUGGUCGGCUCCGUGUCCGAACAUGUGUCAGCCAGUGUUUGGCCCCGUAAAGCUCCCAUUCACGGCGUCCCUCCCUCCCGUCUUACCUCGCUGUCGCUCCACGUCUCUAUCUCAUCAGGCCACUCCUAUGCACUUCCCAUGACCCACCACCCCCCUCUGGCCAUCGUCAUGUCUGUGCAUUGUUGAGUCUUAUCGCACAACCUCAACACACACGCACAAACCACAAUGUGCACAUCAAUCACCUCACCAUGAAGGACAGCUCGCUUUUACUUUCUGCUUCCUUUAUUGGGGAGGGGGGGGGGGGGGGGGGGGUUGACUGCAGGGUCGGGAUACGGCCCGCAGUAUCCUGGCCUGCCGACGAUCGGAGCAGUCUGAUAGGUUCCCUCGUCUCUAGGAGCAGAGGUUUGAGUUUCUCUCACCUUCCAUGCAAGACCCACACACACACACACACACACACACACAAGCAUACAUACGCUGAUACACAUGCACAUAUGUGAACACACACACUUGUAUACUAACACGUGUGUACCCACACACACAUAUACAUACGUGCACAGCACACACAUAAACGUGCGCUGAUAGACAUGCACAUAUGUGAACACAGACACACACAUACAUACAUACAUACAUACAUACAUACAUACAUACAUACAUACAUACAUACAUACAUACAUACACACAUACAUACAUACAUACAUACAUACAUGUACCUUCACACACACACAAACACAUACAGGCAAGUAGUUCUCCACUCAUUUGACCAAUAGACGGCUAUUGAGCUUUUCAUUCUAUGAGUUGGUUUGUGAUUUAUUUCAGUUUUUGUUUUUUAGCGAAGAUGUAGCUAUUUUUGACUUUGGUAUGACAGCAGCUAUGACAGUGGUCCUAUUAUGCUCUCCACUGCGGUUGCUGCUUUCAUCCAGGGUUUAACUGUCAGCCCAUCUUUGUUCCUGUGAGGCACAGGUCCUCGGAGUGGAACAUCCCAGUGAGUUGUUUUUAAUCGCUUUUAAUGUGAAAAUCGCCACCAUACCUAACAUAAAACCAUGAGCCUCAGAAUCUCACUAAGCUUAGCAAAGGUCAAAAAACUAAAAAAUACGCACAUAGUAGCUGCACGUAUACUAAUAACAUGAUUUUUAUUUAUUUACUUCUGCUCUGAGUUCAGAAUGAUGAUCAAUAUGAGAUAUAGUACAAGUCUUGCCCUCAGCCUCACAGGAGGUGAGCCUGUUCUGCUCAGGGUCUGCUGAAGAUGCUAACAUAUGUCGUUACUACUUAGAGGUUAAUUCUAAGACUAAAACUGUGACAUUUUAGGAAACUUGAUGAUUCUGAAUUUGAUAUCUGGAAUGUGUACUUCCCUGUCUAUACUGUUGAAUUAAUUAUCUCUUUCCUGUCACUUAGCUUGUUGAUACAGCUCAUAUUGAAGUUUAACCAAAGAUCAGAAUCAAACUGCAGAGAUGAUGGAGAUGAGGUCUUCCUGGGGUCGCUGCACUUUGAUGUUUCGUUUUUGGUCAAUCUUUUGUGUAACUUCUAUAGCUUGGUUGUUAGACCAAAGAAUAUCAGGCACCUUAGUGGACUAAAGCCGUAAUAAUUGUAGCAACGUGAGCAGAACUUUUUGAGUGGGUUUUACCUUGAAAGUGACAGACUCUCACGAGUAAGACCAUCCCAGAGACACACAGAGAUUCUCUCCAUCUGGUCGUAUUGCUCCCCCUCCCCUCCCCCCCAGAAUCCUAGUCAUAGAUUUUUUUUCUGCCCAGGGUUUUCUCUCGUGGAUGCAUUCUCCUCCUCACUGACUGCAGAGGAGAUGACUCAUGCCUUUACCCAUCAGCCACCUUGGUAUACUACCCCCACAACCCCUCCCUCCACCUGCUAUACAUCGCCUAUACAUGCAAACCUGGUGACGAGGAGACACGUGUCCCGUGGUGCUCUGACCCCCCCCCCCCCCCCUCCCCAAACACAACCAUCCCAAUGCGAGAGGUGCCAUCUUCCACCACAUCUCAUUUGAACCACAUGAGCAGUGCAUAGUUCAUACAUAGAUGAACCCCCCACCUCAAGUCUCUUCGCCAUACUUCCUCCUCAAGUGUCCAAUCAGGAUGCAACUCUGUGGGCGGCGUGUGUGAUCUAGAGACUGUCCGAUCUAGGGUGAAGUAACCAGGAUGUGUCUGUCGAUUCGGUUGAAUGUUUUUUUUCUUUGGUUUGUUUCUGUUGGGUUUUUUGUUUGUUUUGUUUUGUUUUUCCGACAUUCCUUCAACCACAAGUGUUUUAAUACGCUGAGAUAAAAUGCUAAAUAAACAUAAUAACGAUAAAAUAAUGAUAACUGAAUGCAUGUCCCCCCCCUCCUGUGUAUCCAUGACCCCGUCGCCUCUACCCGAAGAAACGUGGUGACUUAUCUAUUUUUCCCCCUAAAGACGUUAUCCAACCUAAUAGACGCUUGCAUGGAAAGUACAUUUUAAGAAACGCAUUAACAACCCAAGCCGAGGGAACACUAAAGAUAAUCUCACAGUGAGUGUCAGAGGGCUCGACUCUGGUCUCCAACGACAACGGGUCUGGAACCAGAAUAAGCCGGAGUGUACAGCGCUCGCCACGACGACUCCAGGCGUGCACAGAGCUAGACGACUAGAAGAUGUACCCCCUGACUACCCCCCCCCCCCCCCCCCCCCCCCCACCCGACCCCCGGACUAUAGUUGAGCCUACAUAUUUGGUGCAGAUGACAAGAGUUUGAGAAUAGAUAUAGAUGCUACUGCAAUACAUGAGAAAGAAAAAAAAAAAGGCUGUUGUGAAGACACUAUUUUUGUCUACAUAUCAUUUUUCAUUUUGAAGUGAUUGUCCUAUCUGUAAAAAUGCAGGUUGAUUGCAAAGAUUGAUUUUAAACUCGGGACAGAGAACCUAUAACAUGGUAUCCAGUGCCUUGUGAAAAAUCUCUUUGUGGUGACCCUAUCAUGUUUAAAAAAGGAAAAGAAUAAAAAUGAUAGAAAAACCGGUUAAAACAGGUCAAAGUGUUUACAGGUUGCUGUUGUUUUUAUUUUCGAUUUUAAAUCCUAAGGCAUAUCAUAUCCUGUAUCAUUCACCAUGUUUUAGCUAUGCAUGGCAAAUGCCACUGUAAGGUCAACAGUGGUGAACAGCUCACACCAGUUCUUCAAGAAAACCCUGCUAGCAUUUUACAUUUUUGGCAGAAAAUCAUUAGCUUUUAAUCUUCUUAGUUUGAUUCAUUAAGAGAAAGUCCACCUGAGAAUAUAACUUUAAACUUGUCAGCAGAGAUGAUUAAAUAUUGUACUAUUACUGAUAAAAAGAUACAGAUCCUUUUUAUAUUAUAUUAAGGUGUAAUUUUAGCAUGUUAAAGCUGCACUAGGAAAGGAGAGGAAAACUAACGCCUCGCUCAACUCUGCUGUCAGACCUUAGUGGCUGGCCACUGACAUGCACAAUUUGGUUUGAUUGGUUUACUGCUUGAAUGGACAACAUGUCCUCAAGAGCCUUGAUUUGUCAAUUCUUCAGGGGGAGGCGGGAAUUCUUCUAAAAAGCAAACGUCUGGUGACAUGAUAACAAGUUUUUCCUGUUUUAUUUUCACAAAUAAAAAAGAACCCAUGUAAAGGGGUCCAAACUACCUGGUGUAGCUUUAAGUAUGUUAUCGUCCCCUUGGUUUUUCAAAAAUAAUGAGCGUAAUAUGAUGGAUCUUACCCCCUGAAUGCACAUCUGAACAUUUGGUGGUGAACCCCUUGACUGCGUUACUGUUUAUUUGUUUAGUUUGCAGUGCUACCAUUAUUGAGACGAGGUUUGGCUCGACGGUUUGCUGUACGUUUCCUCCCCUUGACAUGUCCCAACACCAUGGGAGUCAACGACAUAACUGCAGCCUAUACUCACAACCGCCAAUGCUACCUGCACCCCCUCCCUCCCCCCUCCUUUCCCCUCCAACCUUAUUUUUGAUAACCUUCUGAUUUUUCAUAGGUAUAUUUAUAUAUCAGAUUUGGUAUAUACGUAUAUACGUUUAUCUAUUUUCUUUCUCUCUUUUUUUUUUUAGCAUGACCCUUUUUUGAGGAAAUUUCCUAUCUGAAAAAGACUGGGCUCUUAUUUUUACAAAAGAGGCAUUCAUUGAGAGGUAAUGAUUAAUUUAGUCAUUGCAAGAAAAAAAAAAAGUGAAUUCUGAGCACCCCUUCAAGAUAAAUAAAUUGAUUUAAUAGUC
Molecule: messenger RNA, 8427 nt
Organism: Gadus morhua (Atlantic cod)
Lineage: Eukaryota; Metazoa; Chordata; Actinopteri; Gadiformes; Gadidae
Gene: tlcd3a
Product: TLC domain containing 3A
Exons: 5
Coding region: 225-1079 (284 amino acids)
Biological process (GO): lipid homeostasis
Cellular component (GO): membrane; endoplasmic reticulum
Source: RefSeq, a predicted model, not a curated record